Messenger RNA from Racocetra persica, 313 nucleotides. The record is from the annotation of a GenBank genome assembly. NCBI's taxonomy places the organism in Eukaryota, Fungi, Glomeromycota, Glomeromycetes, Diversisporales, Gigasporaceae.
AUGGUUCGGAAAAAAGUUACAUACGAAGUGGAGAAACUACUGGAAGUAAAUGAUGAAGCACGUGAUAUGAAGAAAAUACAAAAAGUACAAGACGUAAAGAAGAUAUUAAAAGUACUAGAAAUGUUGAAACACUCGGAACUAGAGGACCUGCGUUCCGAGUUGCAAAACACGUCCUCCGAGCUAAGAAAGCUGGAGGAUGUGAAUAUAAUUUUAUAUUCCGAAUUAGAAAAGGUGAAAAACGAAAAAAAGGAAGCGGAAUCCGCAAAACGAAUAGCGGAAGAAGAAUACACGCGUUAUAUAGAAGCCACUAAAA